Messenger RNA from Bombyx mori (domestic silkworm), 4956 nucleotides. RefSeq names its product sex determination protein fruitless (gene fru). Gene Ontology annotation, cellular component: nucleus. Gene Ontology annotation, biological process: regulation of transcription by RNA polymerase II. The transcript is spliced from 9 exons. Gene Ontology annotation, molecular function: protein binding. Lineage: Eukaryota; Metazoa; Arthropoda; Insecta; Lepidoptera; Bombycidae. Bases 428 to 1642 code for a protein of 404 amino acids. The record is from RefSeq and is a predicted model, not a curated record.
AUGUGCAUGUGCGAAUUUAGUGAUAAAUAAUGUCAAGGCCAGUUAUUAUAACCACAAAUUUUAGUUUAAAAUGUCUAAUUGAUAUUGAAAUGACGUUAAUAAUUCAAAGUUUUAUGUUUUUGAACACAUAAAUUUUAACAUAUAGCUUAUUUUGCUCAAACUUGUAAAGUGCAGUUGUCGCUUCCGCAUCAUAACCUAUCAUCCGGACUAUCUAUGGACACACAAAACAAGCGCCUCAAACUGAGAAACGCAUGAAGUUCGCGUUGCGAAUCUGGCCGAUUGAUGUGAAAGAUAUUCCGAAGGCCGUGAGUGAACACGGAAAUCGAGAUGUGUGUGUGGUCAAAAAGACAGUGCAAGGUAGGGGUCGGGUGGCGUUUGUGAUGGCAAAAUUUUUGCAAAUGCACGUUCACUGACAUUAGCACCAACAAUGGACCAGCAAUUCUGCUUGCGCUGGAACAACCACCCUAACAAUCUGACCGAUGUGCUUGCGAGUCUUCUGCAAAGAGAGGCUCUCUGUGAUGUCACUCUCGCUUGUGAUGGAGAGACAGUCAAGGCACACCAGACAAUAUUAUCAGCAUGCUCACCAUAUUUUGAAAGCAUAUUCCUGCAAAAUUCGCAUCCACAUCCCAUUAUAUUCCUUAAAGAUGUACGAUUUGCAGAGAUGAAAUCGUUACUGGAUUUUAUGUAUAAGGGGGAAGUAAAUGUUGGCCAAAAUAUGCUACCAAUGUUCCUAAAAACUGCAGAAAGUUUACAAGUUAGAGGUUUGACAGAGAACAAUACAUUGAAUCCGAAGUCGGAAGAGCGAUCGACGCCAGUGGUGGGCGCGGAGAACCUAUCCCGCGCGGAGUUCGCGACGCCCCCCGCCGCGCACUGCGGUCCCCCCGUCGGACCCGCCCCGCCCCCCGCGCACCCCGCACACGCCCAGCACCCCUCCCAUCCCGCACAACACGUGCCGCUCGAGAAGAGGCGCAGGAAGAACUCCACUCUACCCAGAGACGAUAUCGACAACAAUCUCUACCGCCAUUAUGACGUUCCGGUGAAGAGCGGGAAAUGUUCCACGGGGUCUGGCUCGGAGCCGUCCACCCCGCCGCCCGCGCACACCCCGCACGGCGCACAGCGGCUCGGCACGAGGUCGCCGCUCGUCAAGCAGGAGCCGGACUCCCCCUACAUGCCGCAUGUGCCGCACCCGUCGCCCUUCGAGCAACAACACCUGCAGAACAUCGGAGUUACUGACAUGGCAUCGAUAUUGUCCCAGCCACCGAUCAAUAACGAUUGCAAUGAAAGUGAACCAUCGCUGCCGCCGCACCCAGACCAGACGGACACCAUUGACGGCUCUAAGGGCUGGCACAUGCGGCUGACGUUCGAGCGAGUGGCGGGCGGCCUCAACCUGCACCGGUGCAAGCUGUGCGGCAAGGUGGUGACGCACAUCCGCAACCACUAUCACGUGCACUUCCCCGGGCGCUUCGAGUGUCCGUUGUGCCGCGCCACGUACACGCGCUCGGACAACCUGCGCACGCACUGCAAGUUCAAGCACCCCGCGUACAAUCCGGACACGCGCAAGUUCGAGCCGCCCACGCCGCCCGCCGCCGCGCCUGCGCACGCGCCCCUGUUCGCGAACCACCUGGACGCGCCGUUCGACUGAUCGCGCGCGCCGCUCGGUCCCGCCGCCCUCGCGUCCGAACCGCUUCCUACUUAGGAUUAAGCUCAAGUGCUAUUACUUAAAACGGGCCUCUGUUGGCGCUCCUCGUUUUUAGUAUUGUCUCGGUUGUGCAUGUGACUUGCCCCGGUGUGAUCUUUUAUAAGGUUUCGCGUCAGGAAUUUACCUAUAAUAUUAUUGAUGUUACUGAAUCGAUGACUCGAAGCGUGUACGUAGGUAGAUAAUUUUUUUUUCUAUACCAAUCGCUAUACGGGAACGGGCAAAAGCAAUAAUAUGAAGUUAAUUUUAUUAUUACCAUAUUAUUUUUUUAUAUUGUAUCGAUAGGAAUCUUAAGAUAAAAAAAAUAACUAAUUUCGAGUAGCGGUGCGACCGUGAAGUGAUGUUGGCUAUUAACAGGGCCUCCGGAGUGAGCCCGCUCUUUCUUGUUAUAUAUUUAUUCGUUAGAUAGGAAAUUAUGAGUUUCCUGUAGCUAAUUAUAUUUAUUUUAUUAUUAAAUCCUAUGGGUGGAAUGGAAUUACAUCAGAGAAGGAUGUUGGGGACUGGCAAGAGAAUGUGAUCUGUCGUUAGUCAACGACAUAUAAAUAUUGACUGAAUCUCAGUGUAGAUGCAUUUUUAACUCUAUGAGGCCUUUGCAAGAUGGAUAAUUAUUAAGGAUUUGUGAUGUUUUAAAGGAUAGCGCCUAAGGAAACAUACGAAAAGAUUUUUUUAUACUAGACUAGUUGAUCUAUUUACAGAGAUUGUUUUUUUUUUUAAUUCUUAGAUUCUAUUGUCUGAUUCAAAAUACUUUUUUUUAUAUUUACAUAACCAUAUAUGAUUUAUUAGUGUUGUUUGUUUUGAUUGAUCAAUUAGUAACAUUGAUUUGAAUUAUAUUCAGUUAUCUAUUAAGUUAUGGAGUAAUCAAUGUUGAGAUGUUUUAUUAUUUUAUCGUUAGUAGUGUUUUAAUUGUAUAACGGGCCGCGGUCGGCGCGCCCACUCACGUGUGAUCGGUGCUCGGGGUCGAUGACCUCUUUCAAUCAAUUAAUUUAAGACGAAUAGAACGGAACGUUUCGAGGUUACGCAUUUAGUAACUAAUAUUGGCAUUCUACGAUUGGGACUAACCUAGCGUUUAUCUAAUUAUUAUUAUUUUUUUUAUUUUCGAUUUUAAUAUAUAAGAUUGUUACAAUUUUUAGCUAAACAUUUAGAGUGGUACGGUAACUGAAAUGUGAUAAAAUGGAAUGGUGCUAGAACCAAGAGUGUUAAGACGCUACGAUUCGACUUCUAUGAUAAAUAUUAAUAAAGUUUUAAAUGGUUAGUUACUUUACAUAAACGUAAGGCAGCUAACGUCCGGUCAAGGUCGCAUCAGUUCGGUCAACGAGUAAUCGAAGCGUGGUUCGUGACGAAGUAAAGAGAUUACAGUAUCACUCAAGUAAAAAAAAAAAAAUUAACUUCAUUUAUCGAUGGAUUUCAAAAUUACUAAUACCUUACUAGAAUUUUAAGCCAACAUAUUUGUGUGUAAAUCAGACCUUAUUGCCUACCAAAACGCAAACGUUCGUCGAGUACGUUAGGGUAACCGCAGAUCCGAAUAGUGAAUCCGUGAGCGUGUCUCAUAACAAAAAAAUCGGUUGUCGGUAAAGUCGGUUUACUGACGAUAGUUGAACGUGACAAUGUCAUAAGAAAAUACACCUCAGAGCGAGGUAACGCCGCAUGGUCAUGUUUUUCGUGCGUGCAGCUGGCUCCAUCGAAUUAUAAGACGUUGUCACGUCAAAACCGUUAUGACGUCAUCGCUGUCGAGUAGCUGUGAAAAUGCAAUUCCACUUGUGCAAUUUAAUCAAAUAGUCAUAACUCAUAGCUAGAUUAAACAAUUGUCUAUUGAAUAUAGGGGCCCACCCAAAGUAGUAGGAAAGGAGCUCGCGUGUCCCCACAUACAAUCAUAAAUAUAGUCACCAAAACAUAUUAUUACUUCCACAAAGAUUUUAUAUUUACUUUUAAGUAUAGCAAAGAUUUUUUAUAACUACCGUUCAUUAAUUAUUAUUGUGGGCGCUUAUUAUUUGAUAGUUCAUUUCAUACUCAGUGCAAUAUUACUAGUUAUUUAAUUACGUAACCAAACUAAAGGAUAUUUUAAAAUAUAUUAAUGAUAUCAUUGAAAGAGAGUAACUACCUAUUUGUAUUUUAUAUAUAAUAUAUAUAUAAGUGAACUACUCCCUAACUUGUAUUUAGUGAAUCGCAGUUUGGGUUACGGUGAUGUACAGGUUUUAUAGCUGGUAAUAUUAAGGAAAUUAGCUUGUUUACCUCUGCCAAUCGUAAUAGUUGUGUACUGUUUAAUAAUUUAUUGUCGCGCAGUUAAAAGUAUAUUGUUGAAAUAGAUCAUAGCUAUCCGAUACGGGUCCGCCGUCCGGCGAGUCAAUCACUGUGCUGAUCUCCCGGUCUCUUUGCGCCGCGUUAAACGCUUCUUGCAUCUAAUCGUUAAUGCAUUUUAUAUAACUAUAAACACGAGACCAAUUUUUAAAUAUUGAAUUCGCUAUAUAUAGCGAAUCGAUUGAUUUAGUGUACCAUAAAAAAUAUUAAUUUAGAUAUUUUAGGUUAGGAUACUAUGAUAGUGUCUGGCCAGAAUAUUUUGGAGUAUCACAUCGUUUGGCUCAGAAAAUAUCUAACUUUGAUCUCUUUUCAGCUUUCAAAAAGUAUGCAACUUAACAAUUUGUAAAGAUGACCACGUUUGAACUUAAUGAAAGCUAACUUUAUGCCAUAUGGAAUUUAAACAUAAGGUUAACGAAUUACUAAAUUAGUCUUAUGAAAAAUGAGGUCUUUGUGGACCUAGUCACUUGUUUGGCCAAUCUAAUGAAUAUUCCAAUUUAUUGUAUAUUAAAAUUUACAAGCGGUAUCACAAGAUGUGACCAUUCGAAUUCAAUGGAGUGCAGGAUGAGCUCUGAGGUUAUUCAGGAUAGCAAUGGUCUAGUUAUGUUUAUUUGUUUCUUAUAACAUUAGAGAAUUUGUUAUAGCGUUAUAAUAUCACAAUAGUGUACCACUAAUAGGGAGGGGGUGUCAAAUCGUGUGCCUAACAACUCUCUUUUUGUUAUGUUAUUACAUGAAAUUUUAUGAACGAUUUGUUGUUUAUGAAUAUUUUGUUUUUUAAUUCCUUGGUUUGAUGCCUCCGUUAAAGUUUAUUUUAUAUGAUUUUGUUUUAUGCAAGCAGUUAAUGCAAUUUUAUUUUCACAUUGUUUGAUGUUAUGUAAUGCAAUUUUAACAUAUUGCAAACUCCUGCAUUUAUCUGUUGUAUUUAUUACUAAUUUUUUUUUUACAUUAAAUUGUGGUAUGUUACAAAA